AGGCUCUUUGCGACAGACCGGAAGUGGCGGCCGAAGCUUCCGGCCAGCUCACUCUCGUCGUUUGUGCCGAGGGGGGCGGGGUGCAGAGCGGUGUGUGUCAGGGCUUUCGGGGCAAGAUGGUGCUCCUCACGAUGAUCGCGAGAGUCGCCGACGGGCUGCCCUUGGCGGCCUCCAUGCAGGAGGACGAGCAGUCUGGCCGAGACCUGCAGCAGUACCAGAGCCAAGCGAAACAGCUGUUCCGGAAGCUCAAUGAACAGUCUCCAACCAGGUGUACCUUAGAAGCGGGAGCCAUGACUUUCCAUUACAUUAUUGAGAAAGGAGUAUGUUAUCUGGUAUUGUGUGAAGCUGCCUUCCCCAAAAAGCUAGCGUUUGCGUAUCUGGAAGACUUACACUCAGAAUUUGAUGAACAGCAUGGAAAGAAAGUGCCAACGGUGUCCAGGCCUUAUUCUUUCAUUGAGUUUGAUACUUACAUCCAGAAAACCAAGAAACUCUAUAUUGAUAGUCGUGCAAGAAGGAACCUUGGCUCCAUCAACACAGAGUUGCAGGAUGUACAGAGAAUCAUGGUAGCAAACAUUGAAGAAGUUUUACAACGAGGUGAAGCACUUUCAGCAUUGGAUUCCAAAGCGAACAACCUUUCCAGUUUGUCCAAGAAGUACCGCCAGGAUGCAAAGUAUCUGAACAUGCGUUCCACCUAUGCCAAGCUUGCUGCUGUUGCUGUGUUUUUUAUCAUGCUGAUUGUCUAUGUUCGGUUCUGGUGGCUGUGAGUGGCUUCCAAGAACCAAAGAUGGUCAACUAGUUAAUAAGCAGGCAUAGAGUUGUACGAUGCCAAGAUUACAGGGAUGUACAUUAGACCCUCCCCCCAUAGGGAUAUGUGUAUGAGAAUUGCUGCUAAUCUCAGUGAAUCUUAACUGCCAAAUGUCAGACCUUAUUAGCAACGAAGGACUUCCCUUUCCAAGUGUUGCACACUUCAAAGACAUGACAUUUGUCCGUCCCACCAGCAGCACUGAUGUUGUGGUCUGCACUGGCUGUUCACCCAGUUUACUGCUGCCCAGCACUGCCGGUAGUAGACAUCCUGUCCCUGUAAAUAAGCCCAGCCCUGUUUAGUAAAGGGACUCUAAUGAACAUUCCUUGUACUAGUGACCUUUUCUUAACGACAAGUCUGGGUCUCGCUACUUGAAAUCCCAGUUUAAAGGCUGACACUUUAUGAUACACAUGAGGGUGGGGGUUUUAGUUUGUCAGGUUGGUGCCGAUUUUAUAUGGUGAGACAUCUUGAUUAUUUACACCUUCAGAUGUGUUGGUGUGCAAUGGCUAGCAAGGCAAUGGUUGUGCUUCAUGGAUGUAGUCCAGCGCAUAUAGAGAGAGGGUGCUAGGAUAAUGAAAGCUGCAUUAUACCAUUAAUUUUGUAAGUUAGAUACUUCGCUUCAGAUCUCAUUCAAUGCCAAGUGAAAUGUUGAAAUACUUGUCAUAGAAUUAAAUUACCAGUACAUAAUUCAAUUGCAUUUUGGAAAAAUCUAUGUUUUUAAAACCUCUGUUGGGUGUAACACCAAACUCAUUGAAGAUUACCUCUAAGCAGGCAUGGGGAAACUUCAGCCCUCCAGGUGUUUUGGACUUUAACUGUGGGAAGGGCCAAGGUUUCCCCAUGCCUGCCUUUGAGCAUUGUGCUAAACUCUAAGUCUUGUGAGUGAACCAUUGUCAGCCUUGGCCUCAUAUACUUCCCCUCUCACCACUUCUACUCUUCUGCCAGGAAAAGGAAUCCGGAACCUUUUUCUUCCACCUUUAUUUAGCCACGGUUUAUCAUGUCAUCUGGAGUAAUAAACCGUACUUGCUCUGAACUGUUAUUAUUUUUAAGUAGUCUAACAUUGGAUUAUAGCUGAUGCAAACUGGACUUUUCGAGGAAGGAGUAAGCAAUUGACGGGGGCUACUCUCUUGUCACCCCCUCCAGGCAACUUUGAGAGACUGUGUCCCUUUAUAAUAUCUACACCGAAUUUAAUGCACCAAAUAGCUCCCCUACGCCUGUUUGCAGCUAGGUGCAUUUUGGGUGAAAUGUUUUACAUUUUUCCCCAAAACAUGGGUCCUGAGAGGCCUAUGGAUCGUGCCCCUACGCCCAGGUCAAAUGAACCAUGGUUUAGAUUAACCACAGUUUGCUCAUCUGAAUAAUGAAGCAAGAUAUGCUUAAGCAUGCUUGUGGAAAAACCUCUCUUAUCAUAUCUUACAGGGAGUUGGUAAGCAUCCCUUGUCUCACCCAAAAAUAUUUGUGUUGUCUUUUACUUCCUGCAACUUAUAUGACAAUGUACUUUACUUACAGAAAGAUUUGAAGAGCAGGCCUCUCCCUCAACAGUUGGGUCUUUCAAAAAAAUUGAGCACAUUUUCAUCCUCUUUUACAAAUCUUGGACUUUUUUUUUGCUUCUUUAUAACAAGUUAAAUUAAAUAUUUUGGAAGAGAAACCACUGGAAGCCAAAACUGUAGUACCCAUCCCUCUGGCAAAUUCUGCACAGAUUCAGAAAGUUCCCAAAACACAUGCCUUUGCACGUGUUGUAAGGAGGGGAAUCAUGAAAUGUUUCCUCAUUAAUUUUUAGAAGGCAGUCUGCCUGAACUAGACUGCUAUUCGAGGGCUCUUGUGGCAGUAAAUCUGUCCCUGACUUCUGCAUGCUGCUGACAACUUGCUUCUAAAGUCUUACUGUGUCCCAGUUGAGUAUUUGACUAAUAGAGAUCUGCGAGAGCCUUAAAAGGGAAACAAUAAUUGCUUGCUCUUGACAAGGCCAAAUAAAUUCUCCGCACUGAUUGGUAUUCUUUUGAGCUAGUUGUCUUUCCUACCCAAGUGUCGGCAGUGAAAUAAACAUGUUAUAAGUGAA
This is a messenger RNA of Anolis sagrei ordinatus, 2852 nucleotides long. Its product is annotated as vesicle-trafficking protein SEC22b. Gene Ontology annotation, biological process: retrograde vesicle-mediated transport, Golgi to endoplasmic reticulum; vesicle fusion with Golgi apparatus; endoplasmic reticulum to Golgi vesicle-mediated transport. Gene Ontology annotation, molecular function: SNAP receptor activity. NCBI's taxonomy places the organism in Eukaryota, Metazoa, Chordata, Lepidosauria, Squamata, Anolidae. Gene Ontology annotation, cellular component: SNARE complex; ER to Golgi transport vesicle membrane; endoplasmic reticulum-Golgi intermediate compartment. The record is from RefSeq and is a predicted model, not a curated record.